AACUUGGCGCCUGCAAGCCGUUGCUUUCCUCUUCUUCUGCUCUCUUUCUCUCUACACGCAGAAUUGAAUUCUGUAGAAUAUCUCUCUCUCUCUGUGAUGCUGCUUCAGCUUCUUGGCGAAAGGUGAUAGAUGGGUGUUCUGUUCGUCGAUCGCGCCUGUCUUUCUUGAUCUUGAAGCUGUAGUAGGUUAACUCAGUAGCUUAGAUUAAUUGCUGGAAACUCUGGAAAGAUGUCUCAAAGAAGGGGAAUGGAUCCACCUCCCCCGCAGAGGCGGAUUCAGCGGACUCAUACUGCUGGAAGUCUUGGAGAGGCCAUGCUUGACAGUGAGGUUGUGCCAUCUUCUCUGGUAGAGAUUGCUCCUAUCCUUCGCGUGGCUAAUGAAGUAGAGGCCAGCAACCCACGAGUUGCUUACUUAUGUCGGUUUUAUGCGUUUGAGAAAGCACACAGGCUAGAUCCAACAUCUAGUGGACGUGGUGUUCGACAGUUUAAGACUGCUCUUCUUCAACGAUUAGAAAGGGAGAAUGAAACAACACUGGCAGGAAGGCAAAAGAGUGAUGCCCGUGAAAUGCAAAGUUUCUAUCAACAUUACUACAAGAAAUACAUCCAAGCUCUGCAGAGUGCUGCUGAUAAGGCUGACCGUGCUCAACUUACUAAGGCAUAUCAAACUGCUGCUGUUCUCUUUGAAGUCUUGAAGGCUGUUAAUCAGACGGAAGAUGUGGAAGUCGCUGACGAGAUUUUGGAAGCUCACACUGAGGUGGCAGAGAAAACCCAGAUCUAUGUUCCGUAUAAUAUUCUUCCUCUCGAUCCUGACAGUCAGAAUCAGGCCAUAAUGAGAUUCCCUGAGAUACAAGCUGCUGUAGCUGCACUCCGCAAUACCAGGGGCUUACCAUGGCCGGCAAAUCACAAAAAGAAACUGGAUGAAGACAUACUAGACUGGCUUCAAGCUAUGUUUGGUUUUCAGAAAGAUAGUGUUGCAAAUCAAAGAGAACACUUGAUUUUGUUGCUUGCUAAUGUCCACAUUCGACAAUUUCCAAAACCUGAUGCACAACCAAAGUUGGAUGAUCGUGCCUUGACUAUAGUGAUGAAGAAACUUUUCAAGAACUACAAGAAGUGGUGCAAGUAUUUGGGUAGGAAAAGCAGCCUUUGGUUGCCAACUAUCCAACAAGAAGUACAGCAGCGGAAGUUGCUAUACAUGGGACUAUACCUUUUGAUAUGGGGAGAAGCUGCAAAUCUGAGAUUCAUGCCAGAAUGCCUUUGUUUUAUAUAUCACCACAUGGCAUUCGAGUUGUAUGGGAUGCUGGCUGGGAGUGUAAGUCCAAUGACUGGGGAGCGUAUAAAGCCAGCAUAUGGUGGUGAAGAUGAGGCUUUCCUGCAGAAAAUAGUGACUCCAAUCUACCAGACAAUAGCAAAGGAAGCAAAACGGAGUAGAGGAGGAAAGUCAAAGCAUUCUCAGUGGAGAAACUAUGAUGACUUGAAUGAAUACUUUUGGUCAGUUCGAUGUUUUCGCCUAGGAUGGCCUAUGCGAGCUGACGCUGAUUUCUUUUGUCAGCCAGCUGAAACGUUUCGAGUUGACAAAGAUGAGAAGAAACCAGUUAGAGGAGAUAAAACGAUUGGGAAAAUCAAUUUUGUUGAAAUACGCUCCUUCUGGCACAUAUUUAGAAGUUUUGAUAGAAUGUGGAGUUUCUACAUCCUGUGCUUACAGGCAAUGAUCAUUAUUGCAUGGAAUGGAUCUGGAGAGUUGAGCGGCAUCUUUCAGGGUGAUGUUUUCCUCAAGGUCUUGAGCAUCUUCAUUACUGCAGCUAUAUUGAAGCUUGCACAAGCUGUCCUGGACCUAGUUCUCAGUUGGAAGGCAAGACAUAGCAUGUCAAUUUAUGUGAAACUCAGAUACAUCUUGAAGGCAGUAUCAGCAGCAGCAUGGGUAGUAAUAAUGCCAGUAACUUAUGCAUACAGCUGGAAAAACCCUUCUGGAUUUGGACAGACAAUAAAGAAUUGGUUUGGAGGGAACAGCGGUAGUUCACCUUCUCUCUUCAUUCUGGCUGUUCUUAUCUACUUAGCCCCCAACAUGCUUUCUGCGGUUCUGUUUUUGUUUCCAUUCAUCCGACGCUUUCUUGAAAGGUCUGACUAUAAUAUUGUUAUGCUGGUGAUGUGGUGGUCUCAGCCUCGGCUUUAUAUAGGGAGGGGAAUGCAUGAGAGCACUGUGUCACUUCUCAUGUACACAAUGUUCUGGAUUACCCUGUUAAUCUCAAAGCUGGCCUUCAGUUAUUAUGCUGAGAUUAAGCCCCUUAUACGCCCAACCAAAGAUAUUAUGCGAGUUCAUAUAUCCGUCUACCGCUGGCAUGAGUUUUUCCCUCAUGCCAAGAGCAAUAUUGGUGUCGUGAUUGCGAUCUGGGCGCCUAUUAUUCUUGUCUAUUUCAUGGACAACCAAAUAUGGUACGCUAUUUUUUCAACUCUGGUUGGAGGUUUCACUGGAGCUUUCCGUCGUCUUGGAGAGAUCCGAACUCUUGGAAUGUUGAGGUCUAGAUUUCAGUCCUUACCUGGGGCUUUUAAUGCCUGUUUGGUUCCGCUUGAGAAGAAUGAGAAGAUGAAGAAAAAGGGAUUUAAGGCAACAUUCUCUCGCAAGUUUGAUCAGAUCCCAUCUAGUAAAGAUAAGGAAGCGGCCCGGUUUGCUCAGAUGUGGAACAAAGUGAUCAGUAGCUUCCGGGAAGAAGAUUUGAUUAGCCAUAGGGAAAUGGAACUCCUUCUCGUGCCAUAUUGGGCUGACCCUGAUUUGGAUCUUAUCCGCUGGCCACCGUUUCUACUUGCUAGUAAGAUUCCAAUAGCUUUGGAUAUGGCAAAAGACAGCAAUGGGAAAGACCGUGAGCUGAAAAAGAGACUGACCGUUGACAGUUACAUGAGCUGUGCAGUUAGAGAGUGCUACGCUUCUUUUAAGAACAUCAUAAACUUUUUGGUUCUUGGGGAACGAGAACGACAGGUCAUAAACGAUAUUUUCUCCAAAAUUGAUGAACAUAUGGAGAAGGAAACACUGAUAACUGAAUUAAACUUGAGUGCUCUGCCUGAUCUAUAUGGCCAGUUUGUUCAGUUGAUUGAAUAUUUGCUACAAAAUAGAGAGGAGGACAAGGAUCAAAUUGUUAUUGUCCUGCUGAACAUGUUAGAAGUGGUUACAAGAGACAUAAUGGAAGAAGAGGGCCCUAGCACGCUAGAGUCGAGUCACAAUGGAUCUUAUGGCAAGUACGGAAUAAUGACCCCUCUUCAUCAACAGAGCAAAUAUUUCAGCCAACUUCGGUUCCCAGUUUACUCUCAAACCGAAGCUUGGAAAGAAAAAAUCAAGAGACUUCAUCUUUUACUUACUGUCAAGGAAUCGGCUAUGGAUGUGCCAUCCAACUUGGAAGCUCGAAGGCGACUUACCUUCUUUUCAAAUUCAUUGUUUAUGGACAUGCCUCCUGCACCCAAAGUUCGCAACAUGCUUUCCUUCUCGGUCCUAACACCAUACUAUUCAGAGGAUGUUCUUUUUUCUGUUAAUGGCCUGGAAAAGCCAAAUGAAGAUGGAGUCUCUAUACUUUUUUACUUGCAGAAGAUCUUUCCAGAUGAAUGGACCAACUUUCUAGAACGAGUUGAAUGCGUCAGUGAGGAAGAACUCAGGGCAAGAGAUGAUUUGGAAGAGGAGCUUCGCCUAUGGGCAUCGUACAGAGGCCAAACUUUGACCAGAACCGUGCGAGGCAUGAUGUACUACCGAAAGGCUUUGGAGCUUCAAGCCUUCCUUGAUAUGGCAAAAGAUGAAGAAUUAAUGAAAGGGUACAAGGCUCUGGAGUUGAGCAGUGAAGAAGCAUCAAAGAGUGAAAGGUCACUCUGGGCACAGUGUCAAGCACUUGCUGAUAUGAAAUUCACCUAUGUGGUCUCAUGCCAACAGUAUAGUAUCCAUAAAAGAUCUGGUGAUCAACGUGCUAAAGACAUAUUAAGGCUUAUGACAAAGUAUCCAUCUAUCCGUGUUGCUUACAUCGAUGAGGUGGAGCAAACACACAAAGACGGUUCCAGGGGGACAGAUGAAAAACUUUAUUACUCAGCUCUUGUGAAAGCAGCCCCACAGACAAAACCUAUCGAUUCUUCUGAAGCUGUUCAAACACUGGACCAGGUCAUUUAUCGGAUAAAGCUUCCAGGACCCGCAAUAUUAGGAGAGGGAAAACCCGAAAAUCAGAACCAUGCUAUCAUUUUUUCACGUGGAGAAGGAUUGCAGACAAUUGACAUGAACCAGGAUAACUACAUGGAAGAAGCUUUCAAAAUGAGGAACUUGCUACAAGAAUUUCUUGAAAAGCAUGGAGGUGUAAGAUAUCCUACAAUACUUGGACUUAGAGAGCAUAUUUUCACUGGCAGUGUUUCUUCUCUUGCAUGGUUUAUGUCAAAUCAAGAGAAUAGCUUUGUCACAAUUGGACAGAGAGUGCUAGCUAGUCCGUUGAAAGUGAGGUUCCAUUAUGGUCAUCCAGAUGUUUUCGAUCGGUUGUUCCACCUCACCCGAGGGGGUGUCAGCAAAGCGUCUAAAGUUAUCAAUCUAAGUGAAGACAUAUUUGCAGGUUUCAAUUCUACUCUACGUGAAGGCAGUGUGACACAUCAUGAAUAUAUACAAGUCGGCAAAGGGAGAGAUGUUGGCCUCAACCAGAUUUCGAUGUUCGAAGCAAAGAUAGCUAACGGAAAUGGCGAGCAAACACUCAGUCGUGACAUAUACAGACUGGGACACAGAUUUGAUUUCUUUAGGAUGCUGUCUUGUUAUGUCACUACAAUUGGGUUUUACUUCAGUACCAUGUUAACGGUGCUUACGGUCUAUGUAUUUCUUUAUGGUCGGCUCUAUCUCGCGCUUAGCGGACUUGAAGAAGGAUUAAGCAACCAGCGAGCUAUUCGUGACAAUAAGUCCCUUCAGGCAGCUCUUGCUUCUCAGUCACUUGUGCAGAUUGGCUUUUUUAUGGCCUUGCCUAUGAUGAUGGAAAUUGGCUUGGAGAGGGGCUUCCAUAAUGCAUUGAUCGAUUUCGUGCUCAUGCAGCUACAACUUGCCCCCGUGUUUUUCACAUUUUCACUUGGAACAAAAACCCAUUACUACGGCAGGACGCUGUUUCACGGAGGCGCCGAAUACAGAGGCACUGGCCGUGGCUUUGUGGUCUUCCAUGCUAAGUUUGCCGAGAACUAUAGGCUUUAUUCCCGUAGUCACUUUGUGAAGGGGAUUGAGUUGAUGAUUCUCCUACUUGUCUAUCAGAUCUUUGGCCAUGGUUAUAGGGGUGUAGUUGCAUAUAUUCUGAUAACGGUUUCAAUAUGGUUCAUGGUGGGGACAUGGCUCUUUGCUCCUUUCUUGUUCAACCCGUCUGGUUUCGAGUGGCAAAAGAUUGUGGAUGACUGGACAGACUGGAACAAGUGGAUAUACAAUAGAGGGGGAAUAGGUGUCCCUCCAGAGAAGAGUUGGGAGUCUUGGUGGGAGAAGGAACAAGGACAUCUUCAUCAGUCAGGGAAACGUGGGAUCAUCCUCGAGAUUGUUUUAGCUUUGCGCUUUUUCAUCUUUCAGUAUGGUCUCGUGUAUCACCUUAGCAGCGUCAAAAAGAAGAAAACUCAAAGUUUUCUGAUUUACGGGAUUUCAUGGCUCGUGAUAUUAUUCAUUCUACUCAUUGUGAAGGGAUUGAGCGCAGGAAGACGACGGUUCAGCACAAACUUUCAGCUUCUCUUCAGGAUCAUCAAGGGUCUUGUUUUCCUCACGUUUACGGCAAUCCUCAUUACUUUCCUUGCGCUCCCACUCAUAACACUCAAAGAUAUCUUCAUCUGCAUUCUUGCCUUCAUGCCUACUGGAUGGGGAAUGCUUCUGAUUGCACAGGCUUGCAAGCCUCUGAUCGAACGGUUGGGGUUCUGGUCAUCGGUUAAAACGCUGGCUCGGGGCUACGAGAUCGUGAUGGGGUUGCUCUUGUUCACGCCGGUGGCGUUCUUGGCUUGGUUCCCUUUCGUUUCGGAGUUUCAGACAAGAAUGCUCUUUAACCAAGCCUUCAGCAGAGGUCUCCAGAUCUCUCGUAUUCUUGGCGGUCAGAGAAAAGACCGGUCUUCCAAGAGCAAGGAGUGAAAUCACAUAUCCAUCCAUGUUACAACAAUGGAACGCAGAGAUACAUACAUAAUACAUAUGAUACGCCUUUGAAGCAUCAUUUGGUUGUAAAUAAGCCCCCGUUCAUAUGGCGUACCACAAGCUUGUGUAAACCGGAAAGCAUAGGUGCCUGUUUUCUCUUCCGCGGUUGCUUCUUUUGCAAGUAAUCUAUGUUUUCAUCUGUUGGAUCGAUCUUCAAGUUCCAACUUCGAUCUCCAAUUGGGAUGUCGAGAGUUUAAUUUACGAGUUUACCAUUAAAUCA
Molecule: messenger RNA, 6364 nt
Organism: Tarenaya hassleriana
Lineage: Eukaryota; Viridiplantae; Streptophyta; Magnoliopsida; Brassicales; Cleomaceae
Product: callose synthase 1
Exons: 45
Coding region: 229-6084 (1951 amino acids)
Biological process (GO): (1->3)-beta-D-glucan biosynthetic process
Cellular component (GO): 1,3-beta-D-glucan synthase complex; plasma membrane
Molecular function (GO): 1,3-beta-D-glucan synthase activity
Source: RefSeq, a predicted model, not a curated record